Messenger RNA from Lachancea sp. 'fantastica', 324 nucleotides. Lineage: Eukaryota; Fungi; Ascomycota; Saccharomycetes; Saccharomycetales; Saccharomycetaceae. The record is from the annotation of a GenBank genome assembly.
AUGCAUCCACAACUUGAGGCUCAGAGAUUUCAUUCUUGUCUCGAUCUGAUAGAGGCCCUCGACCAAUGUCACCAGGCGGAAUACUACAAAAGAGCACUGGGACUGUGUAACAACGAAAAAGAAGCACUUUCCAAAUGCUUGCAUGAAGCUCGGUACGAAGUAGGGAAAGCAGCUAUUUUGCAGAACCGUGAGAAACAGAAAAAAAUGGACGCCAGAUGGAAGCAAAUCAAAGAGGAAGAAUACGGCGAAGACGCAAUACUCCAACGCAUCAUCCAAGACCAAGUUGCCAAAAGACUGAAAGGAGCUGCUGACAAGUCCAAUUGA